This is a messenger RNA of Trypanosoma brucei brucei TREU927, 4275 nucleotides long. RefSeq names its product DNA topoisomerase II, putative. Gene Ontology annotation, cellular component: nucleus. The transcript has a single exon. Lineage: Eukaryota; Euglenozoa; Kinetoplastea; Trypanosomatida; Trypanosomatidae. Gene Ontology annotation, biological process: DNA topological change; resolution of meiotic recombination intermediates; sister chromatid segregation. The coding region runs from base 1 to 4275 and encodes 1424 amino acids. Gene Ontology annotation, molecular function: DNA binding; ATP binding; DNA topoisomerase type II (double strand cut, ATP-hydrolyzing) activity. The record is from RefSeq and is a predicted model, not a curated record.
AUGUCGGGUCGCACCGUUGAGGAAAUAUACCAAAAGAAAACGCAGCAUGAACAUAUCCUUGCCCGACCUGAUAUGUACAUUGGUACAAUCGAGCCUGUAACGGAGGAUGUGUGGGUGUACGACGAGGCGGACAAUGUGAUGAAGCUACGGAAAUGCACAUGGACACCUGGUCUGUAUAAAAUAUUCGACGAGAUACUCGUUAAUGCUGCAGACAAUAAGGUACGUGAUCCCCAUGGGCAGACGACCAUCAAAGUGUGGGUUGAUGCCGCGAGGGGACUAGUGCGUGUGUACAACAAUGGUGAGGGUAUUCCCGUACAACGCCACCGGGAGCAUGACUUAUGGGUACCAGAGAUGAUAUUUGGUCACCUGCUGACUUCGUCAAAUUACGAUGACACAGAGGCAAAGGUGACGGGUGGGAGGAACGGGUUUGGUGCGAAGCUGACGAACGUGUUUUCCACACGCUUUGAGGUGGAAACAGUUCACUCCCGGUCGCGUAAGAAGUUCUUUAUGCGGUGGCGAAAUAACAUGCUGGAGAACGAGGAGGCUGUAAUCACCCCUUGUGAUGGUCCUGACUAUACUGUUGUGACUUUCUACCCGGACUUCGAGAAGUUCAAUUUGGAAGGUUUCACGGAGGACAUGGUUCUCAUCAUGCAGCGUCGUGUGUAUGAUAUAGCAGGCUGCACAGACAAGUCGUUGUGCUGCUACCUUAAUGAUACACGGAUUGCAUGCAGGUCCUUUCCCGAGUACGUAGAUUUAUAUCCCACGAUGGGUGAGGAACGUAAACCUUCUAGCUACUCCCGAGUAAAUGACCGAUGGGAAGUUUGUGUGCGUGUCUCAAAUGUUGGGUUCCAGCAGGUGAGCUUCGUCAAUUCGAUUGCAACGACACGUGGCGGGACGCACGUGAAGUACAUCGUGGAUCAGAUUAUUGCUAAGGUGACAGAUCAAGCGAUGCGUAAAAGCAAGACGGAGGUGAAACCACACAUGAUCCGACCGCAUCUUUUCAUUUUCGUCAAUUCACUAAUUGAGAACCCCAGUUUUGAUUCCCAAACAAAGGAGACGCUGAACACACCUAAAGCACGCUUCGGUUCUACUUGUGAUCUCCCUGCGUCUUUGAUUGACUGCGUGCUGAAGUCGAGUAUCGUGGAGCGUGCGGUGGAGAUGGCGAACAGCAGACUGAACCGUGAGAUGGCCAUGAAAAUGCGCAACACGAAUCGUAAACAGAUAUUGGGAAUACCUAAGUUGGACGAUGCGAAUGAAGCUGGUGGAAAGUACAGCCAACGUUGCACCCUGAUACUUACUGAGGGAGAUUCCGCCAAGGCUCUCUGUACUGCUGGGCUGGCUGUUGAAAAUAGAGACUAUUUCGGUGUCUUCCCCUUGCGCGGUAAGCCACUCAAUGUUCGUGAUGCUUCAGUAAAGAAAGUGAUGGGAUGUGCUGAAUUUCAAGCGGUAAGUAAGAUCAUGGGCCUUGAUCUCAGCCAGAAGUAUACGAGCACCGAAGGACUGCGGUAUGGGCACCUGAUGAUUAUGUCUGAUCAGGAUCACGAUGGGUCACACAUUAAGGGUCUCAUCAUCAAUAUGAUUCAUAAUUAUUGGCCUGACCUGCUGAAAGUGCCUGGCUUCCUCCAGCAGUUCAUAACUCCCAUUGUGAAGGCGCGCAAGAAGGGAAGAGGGAACAAUGACGAAGGUACUAUUUCCUUCUUUUCCAUGCCUGACUAUUUUGAGUGGAAAAAUGCGGUUGGUGAGGGCAUCAAGAAUUAUGAGCUGAGGUAUUACAAGGGUCUUGGUACCUCCGGUGCAAAGGAGGGUCGUGAGUACUUUGAGAACAUUGACCGUCACCGACUAAACUUUGUAUAUGAAGAUAGAAAGGACGAUGAUGACAUUGUGAUGGCCUUCGCGAAGGACAAGGUUGACGAGCGUAAGCGGUGGAUUACCGAAUUUAAGGCAAAUACGAACAUUAAUGAGUCCAUGAACUAUAACGUCCGGAACGUAUCCUACUCUGAAUUUGUUCACAAAGAGCUUAUUCUUUUCUCUGUCGCAGAUUGUGAGCGGUCUAUUCCCAGUGUUGUGGAUGGUUUAAAACCUGGGCAGCGGAAGAUAAUGUUUUCAGCGUUUAAGCGUAAUCUUGUUCGAUCGCUUAAGGUGGCUCAGCUUGCUGGUUACGUCUCAGAGCACGCUGCAUAUCACCACGGCGAGCAGUCAUUGGUUCAAACCAUUGUUGGACUUGCACAGGAUUACGUGGGUGCAAACAAUGUCCCACUCCUCUACCGUGAUGGUCAAUUUGGUACAAGACUACAGGGAGGUAAGGACCAUGCUGCGGGACGUUACAUUUUCACCCGUCUCACUGACAUUGCGCGUCGCAUUUACCAUCCCUCCGAUGAUUUUAUUGUAGAAUACAGGGAUGACGAUGGUCUUUCUGUGGAACCUUUUUACUAUGUUCCUGUGAUUCCUAUGGUGCUUGUGAACGGGACUGCUGGUAUUGGCACUGGUUUUGCUACGAACAUACCCAACUAUUCUCCCCUUGAUGUCAUUGACAACCUAAACCGUCUGCUCUCUGGGGAGGAAUUGCAACCAAUGAAACCAUGGUAUUUUGGAUUCACCGGUACGAUUGAGGAACGGGAGAAGGGUAAAUUUGUGUCGUCUGGGUGUGCGACUGUGCGUCCUGAUGGGGUGGUACACAUCACGGAGCUUCCUAUCGGCACGUGGACGCAGCAAUAUAAGAAGUUCUUGGAGGACCUUCGUGAACGCGAGAUUGUUAUACAGUACCGUGAGCACAAUACAGAUGUGACAGUUGACUUCGAAGUGUUCAUUCAUCCUGAAGUGCUGCGGCAGUGGGUAGCACAGGGGUGUGUGGAGGAACGUUUGCAGCUACGGGAAUACAUCCAUGCGACGAACAUCAUUGCAUUUGACCGAGAAGGGAAGAUUACGAAAUACCUUGAUGCUGAGUCUGUACUGAAGGAGUUCUACCUGGUUCGUCUCGAGUACUACGCUCGCCGUCGUGAGUUCUUGCUGGAGCAAUUGCAACGCGCGGCACUCAAGCUUGAGAAUAUGGUUCGUUUUGUGAAUGAGGUUAUUGAUGGCACAUUUAUUGUUACACGGAGGAGCAUGAAGGAUGUGUUGAAGGACUUAAAGCAACGUGGAUACACUCCCUUCCCCCCGCAGCAAAAGAAGAAGAUGAGCUCCACCACUAUCGUUGAUGAGGAGGAUAACGAUGGUGCGCGUAAAAUAUUACCCGAUGUUUUUGAGUUUGAAAGUGUUCCGUUGUGCGAGCAAGUAAUUGGAAAAAUCUUAUGCACAGCUGAGCCGGAAGAGAUUAAUAUGUGGAAAGGGGUCUUAGUUGAAUACGACUACCUGCUCAGUCUAAGGAUGGUGGACUUAACAGUGGAAAUGGCUAUGUACUUUCGUACAAAGAGGGAACAAAUGCUGAAUAAGCAUAAUUUUGUGCUGUCUGCUUCCUCGAAGGACUUGUGGCGUGAGGACUUGGAUCUCCUGCGGUCCGAUAUUGAAAAACUUUUUGACGAACGGAGAAGAGAGAUUGCGCUGAUCCAAUGUAAGAAACUUGAGAAGAGGCAGUUUUUUGAUGUUUCGCGGUUGCGUGUACCUCUGCUGUCGGAUGCGGCGCGGAAAGCUGAUCGUAGUUUAGCACUUCGACAGUCGAACUGUAAGCGUGAAAUGUCUAGCAAAUGUGCCAGUGAAAGUUUUGCCCUUUUGGUCGAUGCGGGUGUUCGGGUUAGCGGGUUAACUGAAGGUUCUUCGAUCUGUGAUAUAAACGAGGCAAGGAGGAAAUAUGGACACUCAGUCGCUGGAGGUAAAAGGAGGUUGGUGCGUCAUGAUGAGGUUAGUAAGCGUGGGAAAUUUUCUUCCUGUGGGGAUCAAAGACAUGUUUCCCUUUCAGAUGGCUCUGAUACGGAUGAUUGUAGCAUUGGGGCGCCGAGUGUUUCACCCUCCGAUGCGACCCCGGCGACUCAAAAAUCGAGGAAAAUAUCCGAUUCUUCUUAUGGGUUCGGUAUCGAGGGCGAAGUGGAUAUAUUUUUUGAAGAUACCGUCGGGGAAGAUUUUUCGGAGCCAGCGACGCAGGCUAACAUUGUGCGUUCCAAGUCAGAAUCACCAGUCCUCGACUUUUCAGCAGAAUAUGCAACCGAACCAAAAAGCAGGAAACGACCCCGUAGCAUUGAGGACAACGAUGAAAACACGUGUCCCUUUUACGUUGACGUGGUUGGUGAAGACGUGGAAUAUGACUCAGAUCAAUGCAUUGGGUUUGAUGCCUGCGUAUUUUGA